Hydatigera taeniaeformis is the source of this 783-nucleotide messenger RNA. NCBI's taxonomy places the organism in Eukaryota, Metazoa, Platyhelminthes, Cestoda, Cyclophyllidea, Taeniidae. The record is from the annotation of a GenBank genome assembly.
AUGCCUCUUGUAGAUUCCAUCAUACAAAUGGCAGAUGACGAUGUUGAUGACAAGUGUCCUCCUGAAAGGAAUCUUGAACAAAUUCCCGAAUCUGUCCGAGGAGUCAUUGACCAGAUUGUCACGAUACGAUUUAAACCGGAUAAGAUCAGUGAGGCAAUUUCCGCCUCCAUUCCACCACCUAUUCACCCACCAACUGCUAGGGAAUACGAUCAACACAAAUUUUUAGAGAUGCAUCAAUGGAUGGGGAUCCCGACGAGGGCUUUGCAUACAGCUGUGGGUCUGAUGGAUCUGUGCGCUCAAAUUCAGCCCAUCGCAUGUCAAGAUUAUCAAACAUUGGCCAUGGCCGCUCUAAUUACAGCCGCAUUGCAAUGGCAAUCUGGUUUUAAGGUUGACCUUGUAAAACUGUCUGAAGUUACUGUUGAUGAAAUGGAUCCGCAACAGACUAGAAAGGCUUGCAAUUACAUCUUUGAUUUGGGUCUUCAAGACGAGCGAUUGUGUCGCUACUCAGCAAGUCUACGAUGUGCUGCGGUUCUCUACCUUAUUCGUUACAUUUUGAGGCGAAAAUGCAAUUGCUCGCGUUCCAAAUCGGGCGGUGGAAAGUGUUGUCAUUUUCGUAGCAUUCCUUUGUGGUCUGAGACAUUGGCAAAAUUUACAAGUCAUCACAACACACCAAUACUUCGACGUGUUGCUGCCAUCUACUUGGACGCUCUAAUGUUUGUCCAACAAUAUGGCGUCCAAUAUUAUCAGCGAAGCCAUUUGAGUUCGCCAAACUCGGUAUGUUGA